Molecule: messenger RNA, 639 nt
Organism: Gossypium arboreum
Lineage: Eukaryota; Viridiplantae; Streptophyta; Magnoliopsida; Malvales; Malvaceae
Exons: 3
Coding region: 1-639 (212 amino acids)
Source: RefSeq, a predicted model, not a curated record
AUGAAGGAAGAAGAGACAAUGAAGCAGUACUCAGAUAGGAUAAUGGUUGUGGUCAAUAGCAUAAGGCUGCUAGGAGAACAGUUCAGUAAGGCAAGAAUUGUGGAGAAGGUGCUCUCAACAUUGCCUGAAAGAUAUGAGGCAAAAAUCUCAUCCUUGGAGGAUUCGAGAGACCUGGCAAGCAUCUCCUUAACUGAGCUUAUCAAUGCUCUUUAUGCUCAGGAGCAAAGGAGAGCUAGAAGAAUGGAGGAGCACCAGGAGGGUGCUUUCCAGGUCAAGGCCAAAGCAACCUCAGCACCUCAACCUAUAAAGAGGCCAGAUGCUGGUUCAGACCAGAUGCCUUAUGUCAACAUUGCAAGAAGAAAUGCCAUGUUGAAAGGGUCUGCAAAGAAAAAGGCAGACCUAAGCAGAAUCAAGCAUAAAACAAGAGUGAAGAAGCUAGAGUGGCUGAAGAAAGUAGUGACCAUGAAGAGCAGAUCUUGCAAAACCAAGGUAAAAAUUGGAAAUGGUCAGUUCAUCAAAGCUGAAGGAAAAGGAGAUGUGCUAAUAUGCACUUCUACAGGAGACAAAGUCAUCACAAAUGUGCUGCUGGUACCUCAGAUUGACAGGAACCUUCUCAGCAUUUUUCAACUACUAGAAUAA